Hippocampus comes (tiger tail seahorse) is the source of this 3468-nucleotide messenger RNA. RefSeq names its product syntaxin binding protein 4 (gene stxbp4). NCBI's taxonomy places the organism in Eukaryota, Metazoa, Chordata, Actinopteri, Syngnathiformes, Syngnathidae. Bases 1206 to 3356 code for a protein of 716 amino acids. Gene Ontology annotation, biological process: regulation of insulin secretion involved in cellular response to glucose stimulus; insulin receptor signaling pathway. The record is from RefSeq and is a predicted model, not a curated record. Gene Ontology annotation, molecular function: syntaxin binding. The transcript is spliced from 23 exons. Gene Ontology annotation, cellular component: cytoplasmic vesicle.
CCCUCCAAAAUCCACGCCAGACUAACAUGGCCGCCUUUCCCAAUCAAGGUAUUGUCGCCAGUCAAGCGAGUUCGGACUUAAAGUACAGUUUCGUUCAUGGAUGUCAGCUUGUUCGGGGUCCUAAUAGUUAGAAAGAAAACCCCACCGCAUUCUGGUUCUGUCCAAACAUGGAACCGUCUGAAGAUUGCGACGAGGCCUUUUUUGUUAAGAGUCAAACCAAGUAGUAAUCAUGCAGAGCGGCGAGGGACGGCAACGCAAUACGGGCUUUUGAAUUGAAUAAGCGAGGAGCGGUGUGAUGUAAGCGUCGACUCAUGCCUCACACACGGGAAGUGGUUGAAGCGUGAGCGGCACCCACGGCAAAGAAAGGUCCCCGGCUGCGCCGUUAGCUUUCCACUGCUAACCUUGCUCAUGGAAGGCGAGCACAUCAAUGGAGUGUCGCCGCUCGACCGGUAAGCUCCUUCCUAGUCUCCCGCAUCCUCAUUCCCGACACCUUUGUUUCCUUGGAGGAGGUAAAGUGAUUUUUGUUCUUGUUGUUGUUAUCCGUCGUCGUUUCCGGGCUUGUGGGUCCACACGCUGUUAAUGUGACACACGUGCGCGCCGGCCCUUUAAGAGAAUCAUGACAACACGGAAACGCUUCCUGUGCAGAUUCGAAUUGUUUGUUGUUGUUGUUUUCGAUAAAACAGUGUUAAUUGGCCAACUUUUCAGAAUGGCAAUGUAUUUGGUGUAAAUAUUAUUUUAAAAGUAACAGUAAAGACCAGUUUUAAACCUCAAGUAUCACAUGUGAAACAGUUGGCAUUCUCAUUUUUUUUUUUUUUUUGGUCCAUUUUUACCACAAGGAAAAUGUAUGUAGUCCACAUUAAGCAGAUUUGCUUUGCUUCUUCGCUGGGGAGACGCUUGUGACGUCGGCGCAAGUCGUGGCUGGUGACACAAUUCGACUCGGACCGGUGCGCGUUUGACGUGAAUGACUGUGAGUGGGCGAUCGGGCAGAUUUGCAAGACUUAAGUGAUCAGUUUAAUUGCUCUACUCUGCUGCUCACUUGCUGACGAUGACGCCCUGCUUUGAGCUUCUAUCCCGCAUGUUGACGUCCGACACACUUGACCCUUCUGAAGCAGCAACUUGCAAACUUUUUUUUUGCUUCAGCGCCUCGUUUGACUUUUAAAACUGGACAAAUAGGCCUGGUCACCCAUUAAAAAAAAAGGACUAUCAUGGGCCCACCCGGCAUCAGCCGAGCCGUCCACCGGCUGGAGUUCUGCCACUGCAAGCAAGGACUUGGUGUGAAGAUCAUCGGGGGCUACCGAGAAAUGACAGGAGAAGACUUUGGCAUCUUCAUAAAGAGAGUCGUAGCCGGUGGACUGGCUGCGCUUGACGGUCGGCUCAAGUCUGGUGACCUGAUUGUGGACGUGAACAACAUCAGCCUGAGGGGGGUCACCAAUGAGAGGGCGGUGGAGAUCCUGAGGACCGCAUCGCUGUCCAAUCACAUGUCUCUCCUGGUUGCCAGGGACGAUGACUCCAAGCGGGAGUUUUCCGAGCUGAUGGAGAAGUACUGCUCCGGUCCCUUGGCGGCGUCCGGUCGGCUCUCGCCGACUCAGCAGUCCGCAGGGAAGCUGCUGGCCGCCGCCGUCGCCUCCUCAUCUGAGAGCCCCCAGCUGCUCAGCCCCAAAGAGGGGGUCUCGCUCUACAGCCCCGUGGCCACGCCUGCCUUCAGCGACAGCGUGAUCCAGUUGAUCUGCAUCGCCAAGGGCAGCGGCCUGGGCCUGGUCAUCAAGGGCGGCACCAACCGCGCCGAAGGCCCUAUGGUCUUCAUCCAGGACAUGGUGGCGGGAGGAGACUGCCAGAAGGACGGCAGGCUGCAGGUUGGGGAUCAGCUGGUGUCCAUCAACAAGGAAUCUCUCAUCGGCGUGACGUACGAGGAGGCCAGGACUAUCCUGACGCGCACCAAACUCAGACCAGAUCCCACCGUGGAAGUGGCCUUCAUCCGGCGCCGGACUUCCUCCAGCUCCAGCAGCGGUCCCCACAGUCCUGUCGUAGGCCCCUCCGGGGCCAUCAGACCCCCUGCGCCCGCUCCAGUUGUGGUCACCAAGCUCACCUGCAGCCGCAACCCGGCCAGCGAGACGCUGCCGCCCGUCAACGUCUGCCAGGUCCGAGUGAGUCCAGUCAUGAGCCAACACGCAUGCGUUUCGUCCUUAGAUGAGUCUGAUCUCAAUGUGGAUGGCUGUCAUCUGAAAGUGGAGCAAGUGGAAAAGGCUCUGGACCUGCUGGGCCUCAAUCCUUCGGACGCUCAGCGCCAGGCGCUCUGGUCCCGACUGCGAACCCAUCCGCCUGGCGUGGUGGCCUACGCUGAUUUCGAGAGCGCGACCAGGGAGGUGUUCAAGUCUCAGCCCGACGGGCCGGCCGCCGCCCAGCCGGGGUCAAGGUUCACGUCUGAGGACCUGUUGAAUCUGCUGGAGGUGCCCGCUCGCCGCCAGUCAACGCCCGAUUGGGCCGACACGGCCGAGAUGGAUCGACUGAGGAAGGAGAACGUGGAGGCUCUGCGGGAGGUCAAAAGGCUGCAGGAUCAGCUGCUGGAGUCUCACAGGGUUCAGCGGCAGAUGGAGGAAGAGCUGGACAGUGUCAGACAGGAAGCCAAGGCGGCCGCGGAGGAAACACAGACGCUGCGGGCACGGGCGGAGCUGGCCGAGGAGGCCCGCAAGCAAGCCCGGGGGAUGGAGAUGGACUAUGAAGAGGUGGUCCACCUGCUGGAGGCCGAGAUCGCCGAGCUGAAGACUCAGAGGGCCAAAGAGCCUCUUCAUCCUCCUCCUGCUCCUCUUCCGGACAAUAAGGAGGACGUCGAGCAACUGAAGAAGGCGGCGGCCGUGCUGCAAUGCCAGCUGCGGAAGAGCGACGCCGCCAAGAAAACGUUGGAGACGGCCACCGCAAAACUGCUGACGUUUGUCGCGAAUGUUCAAGAGUUCCUGCUUGAAGGACUCGGACCCACCAGUUGCGCAGACGUCAAGGGGCACGCGAAAGGCGGACCCUCACGACACGAGAGCUCGUGGACCGCGGCGGCGCUGGCCAAGGAAGCGCACCACCUGAGGACCAGCGUCGGGAACUUCCUGGACGUGGACAGAUACCCAAUGGCGCUUGGCAUCGCGCCCGCACAUGCGUGUCAAGAUGGAGGAGACGUACUGUCGAUUGGGAGGCGUUUUUCGACACAAAGCCCAAGUCACAGUUGGAGUUUGUUUUCCAAGCAGGAUUGUUUGUUUGUCUUUGUCAAGCCCAAACUUGUCAAUAAAGUUUGUCUUGCUGUGAUGUCUUCUGGCCACGUGUUGUCUUUCCAGACUUCACGAAAUGCGUUGGCUCUAACUUUCUAUUUCUAACUUUUUAUUUCAUUAUAAUUUUAAUUUGGUAACAAUGUGUGUCACGUUUGCUCGCUUUUUGGAGUUUUUGUUACGUUUCUUCAUUUUAUUGGUGAAAAUUUGUUUAGUUCUU